Aspergillus thermomutatus is the source of this 3414-nucleotide messenger RNA. RefSeq lists its product as uncharacterized. Lineage: Eukaryota; Fungi; Ascomycota; Eurotiomycetes; Eurotiales; Aspergillaceae. The transcript is spliced from 3 exons. Gene Ontology annotation, biological process: carbohydrate metabolic process. The record is from RefSeq and is a predicted model, not a curated record. Bases 1 to 3414 code for a protein of 1137 amino acids. Gene Ontology annotation, molecular function: hydrolase activity, hydrolyzing O-glycosyl compounds; chitin binding.
AUGAAUGAGGGAAUGAUUGGCAACAACUACGGCCUGUACAGAGGAACAAGCAGUGACUUUUGUUCGAAACUGAAGCCCAAGCAGCACGUUUGCUGCUCUGAGGGAGACCUUCCUGAUUUCAGCCCCAAGCCUAAUGAGGAUGGCUCAUGCUACACAUACCAGGUCAAGGAGGAUGAUAACUGUGACAACCUUGCUGCUGAGUACAGUCUGACCAGGGAUGCCCUUGAAGACUUCAACAAGAAUACCUGGGGCUGGAACGGCUGUCAGCUUCUGUACAAGGACACGAUCAUGUGCUUGAGCAAAGGGACUCCGCCUUUCCCUGCCCCAAUUGCCAACGCAGUUUGCGGUCCCCAGAAGCCAGGGUCUCAGCCGCCAACUGAUGGCUCGGAUAUCGCUGAGAUGAACCCCUGUCCGUUGAACGCAUGCUGCAAUAUCUGGGGGCAGUGUGGUAUCACCAAGGACUUUUGCGUCGACACCAACACCGGUGCUCCUGGAACCGCUGAGCCGGGCACCUACGGGUGUAUUUCCAACUGCGGGAUGGAUGUUGUCAAGGGCGACGGAACGGGUGCUAUCAAGAUUGCCUACUACGAAGGAUACUGCUUGAGCAGAGAGUGUCUCUUCCAAGAUGCCUCCCAGAUCGACACCUCGGCGUAUACACACGUCCACUUUGGCUUUGGCACGUUGACCGCUGACUAUGAUGUUGAGACUGAUCUUGUCGUUUGGUGGGUGGGACUCUCGACGUCGGCUGAUACUUAUCAGAUUUUCCGCAACGGUGUUAAGCCUGCGAACCGGCUUACCAUGGCGACGAAGAUUGCCAACUUCAUCAAGGAGAAUGACCUGGAUGGCGUCGAUAUUGACUGGGAGUAUCCUGGUGCGCCUGAUCUUCCGGACUUUGAUCCCGGUACGGAGGAAGACGGGCCCAAUUACCUUGCAUUCCUUGUUGUUCUCAAGAACCUCUUGCCUGGCAAGUCUAUCUCGAUUGCCGCCCCUGCCUCGUACUGGUACUUGAAGCAGUUUCCUAUCGAGAAAAUCAGCAAGAUUGUGGAUUACAUCGUCUACAUGACCUAUGAUCUCCAUGGCCAGUGGGAUGCGCACAACAGCAAUGCCCAAGAGGGAUGUGACACCGGCAACUGCCUGCGCAGCCAGGUCAACCUGACAGAGACCAAGCAGUCGUUGGCGAUGAUCACCAAAGCCGGUGUUCCCGGGAAGAAGGUCGUUGUCGGGGUGACUAGCUACGGGCGAUCCUUCAAGAUGGCCGAGGCAGGAUGCUGGGGCCCCGACUGCGUGUACACUGGUGACCGAUUGAACUCGAACGCGAAGAAGGGAAAGUGCACCGGUACCGCUGGGUACAUUGCUGACGCUGAGAUUGCCGAGAUCCUGAACGAGCCAGACCGAGUCGUCAAGCACUUUGUCGACUCCAGCAGCAACAGUGACGUUCUUGUCUAUGAUGACACGGAAUGGGUGGGCUACAUGAGCGCCUCAACCAAGAAGACACGCACAGCGCUCUACUCCGCCUGGGGUCUGGGAGGUACCUCCGACUGGGCCAGUGAUUUGCAGAAAUACCACGAUGUGCCUGCGCCGGCGAAGAGCUGGGGCAUGUUCAAGCAACUCGCCCUCGCCGGGGACGACCCCAAGGCAGACCACACGCGGAACGGUAACUGGACGGAGAUGGAUUGCACGCACGAGAUGAUUGUCGACUCAACGUACCACCUGGGGUCUGAACGGUGGAGCACUCUGAACGCGGACGCCGCAUGGGCGGACGUGGUCAGAAUCUGGCAAGACACCGACCAGCCGAGAGCCGGGAUCUCGUUCAUGCAGUCGGUCUCAACUACCCUGCAUAUGGGAGCUGAGGCCAACUGCGGCUCACUGACGGCGGACAGCUGUGUCACGAAGGACUGCCCCGCUGGUGCGAAUGGUGAUACCUCUGGACCCGCGGCGCAGCUGAUCUGGAACUCGCUGGUGAAAAUCCACAUGCUACACAAGGACUACCACGACACUCUGUUCGAGGUCGCCGCGCUUACCAGCACCGCUCUCAAGGAUCUGGAGAACAAGUUUGCGCCCAUCCCGCCGGAGGAGGACAAUACCUGGCUCUUGCUGCUUAUUGACCUGCUCACCCUUGGAGCCCUCGGGACUGCCGGGCCUUUCUUCAACACGGCCCUCAGGAAGCUGCCUUAUUUCCUCGAGAAAGGAAUCACCGUUGACAACAUCAAGGAUACCAGCAUGACCCUCAUCGGACAGGGUACAACCAUUGCCAAGGACGUGCUACCAAGCAAAGACGCCCCAUGGACGCCGGAGGCACAGGAUGAAUUCUCAAACUAUAUGGGGCAGGUCGUUUGGGGCUGGGCCAAUGUCACCACUAUUGCCCUCAAGGAAAUAUUCAACGGAAGCGAGCACUCGCUUCAGAUCCUCGGGGACACCAUGUCCGGCGGGAAGCUCAUCGAGGGUGCAUUCGAGCAACAACCCCCCGAGGAAGAUGAGGAUACCGAUAAGAACGAACUGCGCGCCAACAUCCAAAAGUGCUUCUUCGGCUACUCCAUCCCCGCCCUCUGGCAGGUCUCCAAGACAUACGCCUUCAUCAUUGACGCAGGACACGGCUGUGACGAGGGCAAGCAACUCACCGACUACCUCAAAGACGACACCAUGGACGCCACAGGCGCCUGCGUCGAUGGGCAACAGUACUACCUCGUCUACCCGGACGGCGACGCCGUGGAAUGCCACUGCGAGUUCUACGACGGCGGCCCCUGCCAGCGCGUCUGCGUCGACAACAAAUUCUCCGUGCCCCCCGGCCUCGACUCCCUCGGCAACGGCAACUUCGGUGGCAUCACAAAGGACGACCUCGUCAAGGGCUCUGUCCGGACGUGGAAGCAAAACGGCAAGGAAAACAGCGGCGGCUUCGCGGACCCGACGAACAAAGGCACAAUCGAUAACCUGAUGGAUGUGGACGUCACGACUCCCGGGUUCAUGCGUAUCCCGGUUUUCUCGCCCGAGCGCGCCUUUCAAUCCUGGGAUACCGCCGAGGCCGGGUCGAGCCAGUUCUACCCCUGCGAUAUCCCCCCGGGCAAGGACGAAUGCGGGGACUCGUCGUUUGAGAACCAGACCAGUGAUGGCUCGCCUAGUGUCGAGGACUGCCAGCAAAUCAUUAAGAACAUCGAGGGCGACGCGGGCACGGACUGGACGACGCAGGUUGUUGGCAAGAAUCAGCGCGAGAUUGCCUCGCACGGGUCUUGUGCGUUUGGGGUUGAGGCGACCAAGGUUGAUGGCAAUGUGAACUUUGUCGUCGGCGGGCAGGAUGUCAUUGACAUUAUCAAUGAGGCCAUUAGGCGGUUUGGUGGGGGUGGCAGGGUUGGUGCGAAGGGGAACAUGGAUUGUAAUGGAAAUGUCAAGAGUCAGCCGGUGUUGUGGGGGAUCUACUAG